Kickxella alabastrina is the source of this 2580-nucleotide messenger RNA. RefSeq names its product armadillo-type protein. Gene Ontology annotation, cellular component: nucleus; proteasome regulatory particle, base subcomplex; proteasome storage granule. The record is from RefSeq and is a predicted model, not a curated record. Gene Ontology annotation, molecular function: enzyme regulator activity. Bases 1 to 2580 code for a protein of 859 amino acids. Gene Ontology annotation, biological process: regulation of protein catabolic process; proteasome-mediated ubiquitin-dependent protein catabolic process. The transcript has 4 exons. NCBI's taxonomy places the organism in Eukaryota, Fungi, Kickxellomycota, Kickxellomycetes, Kickxellales, Kickxellaceae.
AUGGUUGAAAAGAAGGAUUCUCCCGCCGCGAGCGACGACGUGCUCAACUCGAAGACCGCCACUGAGAAAAUCACCAAAAACAAGGAUAAGGGUGAGAAGGAUGAGCUGUCUGAGGAGGACCAGCAGCUUGUCAGCGAGCUCGAGAUGAUCGUGGAGAGGCUAAAGGAGUCGUCGGUCGACAUUCAUCGCUCAGCGCUUGAGAACCUAAACACCGUUAUCCGGUCGACAACAGGGUCGAUGACAUCGGUGCCCAAGCCACUAAAGUACUUGAAGGUGCACUACGAGACACUGGGCGAGCUGUUUGACCAGUGGAUGGACGAAAAUAAUAAAAAGGCACUGGCCAGCAUUUUGUCGCUGCUGGGCAUGGCGUACGACCGGGACAGCAAGCGGGACUGCUUAAGGUACAGGCUUCUGGCCGGGCUAGAGAACGAUGGUAUUUCCGAGUGGGGGCACGAGUACGUGCGGCAUCUGGCCAUGGAGGUCGGCGAGGAGUAUGCCAUCAAGGUCGAGGAGGACAGCGGCGAGGACACAGACUACCUGGUCAAAGUGGCCCAGGAGAUUGUGCCUUUCUUCAUGCAGCACAACGCGGAGGCCGACGCCGUCGAUCUGCUUGAGGAGCUGGGUCAGCAGGAGCUCAUCGAGAACUUUGUCACAAAGGAUACGUUUGAGCGCGUGUGCCUGUACAUGAUUAGCUGCUCUCCGCUGCUUGCACCGCCGUCGGACCUGGGGUUCCUGAAAACGGCCCGCCGGAUCUACCACAAAUUCGGCAAGCCGUCGCAGAGCCUGCCGCUGUCGAUCAGGCUCGGGCAGAAUGACAUGAUUAAGGAGGACUGGGAAAGCUGCACCACGCGCCUUGAGAAGGCGCAACUUGCGUUUAUCAUGGCGCGCCAGCAGGUGCACAUGCCCGAGCUCAUUGAGGACGACGACGAAGAGCUGUUGGCGUGCAUGUACAACUCGGGGUUGUCGAAGAGCUACCUCAACCUGGCCCGCGACCUCGAGCUUCUCGACCCCAAGUCGCCUGAGGAUAUUUACAAGUCGCACCUGGAGAACUCCAACGUUGACACAACACUGGAGUCGGCGCGGCACAACCUCGCCUCAACGUUUGUCAACGCGUUCGUCAACGCGGGCUACGGAACCGACAAGCUGAUGACCACAAGCACCAGCGGGCUCGAGUGGAUCUACAAGAACAAGGAUCUGGGCAUGCUUAGCGCCACAGCGUCGCUGGGCAUGAUCAUGCUGUGGGACGUCGAGGUGGGUCUCAACCAGAUUGACAAAUUCCUCGAGUCUGAGGACAACUCAAUCAAGGCGGGCUCGAUUCUGGCCAUUGGCAUGCUCACAUCGGGCGUACACGACGAGACGGACUCGGCAAAGGCGCUGCUGGCGGACUACAUUACGGAUGAGAGCAAGCCGGCAAUUAUCAGGCUGGCGGCGAUUACCGGUAUCGGCAUGGCGUACGCGGGCACCAACCGCGAGGACAUUGUCGAGCUCCUGCUGCCGAUCAUCAGCGACACCGACAUCACCAUAGAUCUGUCCUCGAUUGCGGCGUUGUCGGCGGGCCUGGUGUGCAUCGGGUCGGGCGACAUCGACGUGUCGUCGAGUAUUCUGCAGGCGAUGAUGGAGCGCGUCGAUACGGAGCUCAACCACAAGUACGCGCGGUUUAUGGCUCUUGGCCUGGGCCUGCUGUACGUGGGCACGCAGGACAAAUACGACACGAUCCUCGAGACGCUCAAGGUCGUCACGCACCCGAUCGGCCAGCAGGCAUCGAUCAUGAUGCAGGUGUGCGCUUACACGGGCACGGGCAACGUGCUGGAGGUGCAGAAGAUGCUGCACAUCUGCGCCGAGCACCUCGGCGACAAGGAGGACCAGCUGCCACAGGCGUUUGCAGUGCUCGGAGUGGCGCUCAUUUCGAUGGGCGAGACUGUCGGGUCGGAGAUGUCGCUGCGCACAUUUGACCACUUGAUGCAAUACGGCGACCCGGUUGUGCGGCGCACCGUGCCUCUGGCCAUGGCCAUUGUGUGCGCGUCCAACCCGCUCGUCGGCGUGCUCGACACGCUAAACAAGUACUCGCACGACAACGACAAGGCGGUGGCGACCAGCGCGGUCUUUGCAAUGGGUAUCGUCGGCGCCGGAACCAACAACGCGCGCCUGGCGCAGCUCUUGCGGCAGCUGGCGACAUACUACCACAAGGACACUGACAUCUUGUUCACUGUGCGCAUUUCACAGGGUCUGCUGCACAUGGGCAAGGGCACGCUGACGCUGAUCCUGACGGACUCGCACUUUUUGCUGUACUACCUGGUGCGCGCCAUGUACCCGCGCUUCCUCAUUACAUUCAACGAGGAGCUCGAGGCCAUCAGCACUAGCGUGCGUGUCGGCCAGGCAGUCGAUGCGGUCGGCCAAGUUGGAAGGCCCAAGACUAUCACUGGAUUCCAGGCGCACGAGACGCCGGUGCUGCUUGGCCACGCGGAGCGCUCCGAGAUAGCGACAGACAAGUACAUCCCGCUGACCAAUGUGCUCGAGGGCUUUGUCAUCUUGAAGAAGAACCCCGAGUACGUGGAGGAGGAAGAGGAGACGAAAAAGUGA